Messenger RNA from Staurois parvus, 246 nucleotides. Lineage: Eukaryota; Metazoa; Chordata; Amphibia; Anura; Ranidae. The record is from the annotation of a GenBank genome assembly.
GGAGCGGGUACCUGUCAAAUUCAGGUAACACGCUCCCACUUCCGGUCCGAUCGCCUAGGCGAUCGGAAAUGGAAGGUGUCCUCCCUCACUCCCUGUAGUCUUUUGGGACACGUGACAGGUCCCAGAAGACUACAGGACCAUUCACGAAGCGCAGCACUGCUCACGCAUGCACAGUGGGUAGCCAGCUGUGAAGCCGCAAGCUAUGAAGAUGCUGGCCUCCUGGAAUCCAGCACGGCCUGUGAAACG